AUGGAGGCCUUUUUACGCGAGCCGAAUAGUUGGGAGCCGAAUGUUUCCUGGAGCAACUCAAUGACAAAUUACAGCAAUUUAGGAAACACCACAGUGAAUCCUUUGAAACGAAAUGAAGAAGUGGCCAAAGUUGAAGUUACCGUCCUGGUCCUGGUGCUGCUGCUCGCUCUGACCGGCAACCUGUGCGUCCUGUGGGCCAUCCCCACCACCAAGCACAGCCAGUCUCGGAUGUAUUACUUCAUGAAGCACCUGAGCAUCGCAGACCUUGUCGUUGCAAUCUUUCAGGUCUUACCACAACUCAUUUGGGAUAUCACAUUUCGCUUCUACGGGCCUGAUUUGUUGUGCAGGCUGGUCAAAUACCUCCAGGUCGUGGGUAUGUUUGCAUCUACCUACAUGCUUGUCUUGAUGUCCAUCGACAGGUGCUUAGCAAUCUGCCAGCCACUUCGUUCCGUGCACAAGAGAAAGGAUCGCUUCUAUGUGGUCGCUUCGUGGAUGCUCAGUCUGAUAUUCAGCACACCUCAAGCGUGCAUAUUUUCUCUGAGGGAUGUCGGUAACGGUGUGUAUGACUGCUGGGGAGACUUCAUACAGCCAUGGGGAGCCAAAGCAUACAUCACAUGGAUGAGUCUCAGCAUUUACAUUUUCCCUGUGGCAAUUUUAAGCAUCUGCUAUGGUUUGAUUUGUUUUAAAAUAUGGCAGAAUUUCAAUUUGAAAACCAGAAAGGACCACUUCGUGGCUCUCACUCAGAGGCCCUCCAAAGGCGCGCAACCCCUCUGUCGUGUGAGCAGCGUGAGGCUCAUUUCAAAAGCAAAGAUCCGCACAGUGAAAAUGACAUUUGUUGUGGUCCUUGCCUACAUUGUGUGCUGGACUCCCUUCUUCUUUGUCCAGAUGUGGUCUGCAUGGGAUCCUGCUGCACCAAGAGAAGACAUGGCAUUCAUCAUCGCCAUGUUGCUGGCCAGUCUCAACAGCUGCUGUAACCCCUGGAUCUACAUGUUCUUUGCUGGUCACCUGUUUCAUGACCUGAUGCAGUGCUUCUCCUGUUGCUGUAGACAGUACCUGCCAGCCUCCUCCUGCAGCUGUGAUCGACAGUGCAGGCACCAGAGCAAGUCCUCCACUUGCGUCAUCAACAACACCAGCAGCCAGAGGAGCCUCACACACACAUCCAGCACAGGGGGACUGGGACACUGA
Messenger RNA from Anarrhichthys ocellatus (wolf-eel), 1185 nucleotides. It is a transcript of the gene oxtrb, whose product is annotated as oxytocin receptor b. Gene Ontology annotation, cellular component: plasma membrane. The transcript has 2 exons. The coding region runs from base 1 to 1185 and encodes 394 amino acids. Gene Ontology annotation, biological process: regulation of systemic arterial blood pressure by vasopressin; cellular response to hormone stimulus; positive regulation of vasoconstriction. Gene Ontology annotation, molecular function: oxytocin receptor activity; vasopressin receptor activity; peptide binding. Lineage: Eukaryota; Metazoa; Chordata; Actinopteri; Perciformes; Anarhichadidae. The record is from RefSeq and is a predicted model, not a curated record.